GUAUCACAGUGAGAAGCCGAUGUUGACCGUCCUCUGCUGCAAUACUGUGCAAAGUUUUACCAGGGAAAAGAUUGAUAAACUGCAAAAUGGGACAUUGAAAAGUGUUUAUUGACACACCAGACAAGGCAACAUAAUCGCGGACAAUAUCUAGCAACUGAGAAUGUCAAUAAACCGCUGUAUGCUCCUGUUCUCACGAGUACAACACAGAAUAUGCGCCAUAUCUGUACGAAACACAAAUGCUCUGGUGGACAGUCGUUGUGUACACUCUGGAUCUAUAACGUUCUUGAAAGGGUCCUUGUCUGGUUCUGUGUCCACCAGACAAGGUGUUUCUUCAAACAGUUCGUCGCGACCACCAGACACCUCACUAUUUGUGCCUCUCAGCAUCAAGAGUGAUGUCGGCAGUGAUGGGGCUGUGGGAGCUGAGCUCACGCAACCUUUGGACAAAAAUGAACUUCUCAAAAUGUUGAACAAGUUCUACAAAAGGAAAGAGAUGCAAAAAAUUGCAGCUGAUCAAGGUCUCGAUGCUCGCCUCUUUCACCAAGCCUUCAUCAGUUUUCGGAAGUAUGUGCUAGAAAUCUCUAUGCUCAGUGCAGACCUUCAUAUCAUCUUCAAUGACAUAUGCUGUGGAGCAGGCCACAUAGAUGACCUUUAUCCUUACUUCAUGAGACAUGCCAAGCAGAUUUUCCCCAUGUUGGACUGCAUGGAGGAUCUACGCAAAAUCAGUGAUCUGCGUGUACCAGCUAAUUGGUACCCUGAGGCUAGAGCCAUCCAGAGGAAGGUGAUAUUCCAUGCUGGCCCCACCAACAGUGGAAAGACCCAUCAUGCAAUUCAGAGAUACCUGGCUGCCAAGUCUGGAGUCUACUGUGGACCGCUGAAGCUGUUAGCCCAUGAGAUCUUUGAAAAGAGCAACAAUGCUGGUGUGCCAUGUGAUUUGGUGACAGGAGAGGAGAGAACAUUUGUGGAUGAGGAGGGGAGACAAGCUGAGCAUGUGGCCUGUACUAUCGAGAUGUGCAGUGUCACAACACCAUAUGAAGUUGCGGUCAUUGAUGAGAUCCAGAUGAUCAGAGACAUAUCGAGGGGAUGGGCCUGGACUAGGGCUCUGCUUGGUUUGUGUGCUGAGGAGAUCCAUGUGUGUGGAGAGCCUGCAGCUAUUAACUUUGUCACAGAGCUCAUGUACACUACAGGGGAGGAGGUGGAGGUUCGUAACUACAAGAGGCUCACUCCUUUCUCAAUCCUGGACCAUGCUGUGGAGUCUCUGGAUAACCUGCGACCAGGCGACUGCAUCGUAUGCUUCAGCAAAAACGAUAUUUACUCCAUCAGUAGGCAGAUCGAGAUCAGAGGCCUGGAGUGUGCAGUCAUCUACGGCAGCCUUCCACCUGGCACCAAACUAUCUCAAGCAAAGAAGUUCAAUGACCCAGAGGACUCGUGUAAGAUCCUGGUUGCAACAGAUGCCAUAGGGAUGGGACUAAACUUGAGUAUCAAGAGAAUCAUUUUUAACUCACUGGUGAAACCUAACAUCAAUGAGAAGGGUGAGAAGGAGCUGGACACCAUCUCCACAUCUCAGGCUCUCCAGAUCGCCGGGCGGGCCGGACGCUUCAGCUCCAUCUUCAAAGAGGGCGAGGUCACCACCAUGCACCGCGACGACCUGCCAAUUCUCAAGGAGAUACUCAGCAGGAACGUCGACGCCAUAGAGACAGCUGGGCUGCACCCCACAGCAGAGCAGAUUGAAAUGUUUGCCUACCACUUACCUGAUGCCACCUUGUCCAAUCUGAUAGAUAUAUUUGUGAGCCUCUCCCAAGUUGAUGGCAUGUACUUUGUGUGCAACAUUGACGACUUCAAGUUCCUGGCUGACAUGAUCCAGCACAUUCCCCUCAACCUGCGCUCUCGAUAUGUGUUCUGCACUGCGCCCAUCAACAAGAAGCAGCCCUUUGUGUGCACCUCCUUCCUGAAGUUUGCCAGACAGUUCAGCAGAGAUGAGCCCCUGACCUUUGACUGGGUGUGUCGGCAUGUCAGCUGGCCGCUGGUCCCACCCAAGAACAUCAAGGACCUGGUGCACCUGGAGGCUGUCCAUGACGUGCUAGACCUCUACCUCUGGCUCAGCUACCGCUUCAUGGACAUGUUCCCGGACGCCAAUCAUGUCCGAGAGAUCCAGAAGGAGCUGGACAGCAUCAUCCAGGUGGGUGUGCGCAACAUCACACGACUCAUCCGAGCCACGGAGACCAACGCCCCCCCGGGCACAAACCCGCUUUCCAACCAGAGGAGGCUGGGGCCCAGCCCAGUAUCCCCAAGGAGGGUCCGAGGGGCCCCCAAGGCCCAGGACAGUGGAGUAGAGGGUUGGCAGCUGGACAAGUCCCUAGGUUCCCGCCUGGUACAGGAGGGAUUACUGACCCCUGACCUCCUAAGGCAACUGCAGAAGGAGUGGUCCAAAGUGCACCGACAAGAGGAAGAAGGAGUCAAACUGGUUGUGGGGAAUAAUAAAACAAAAGGGAAUAAGAAGAAGAAGAAGUGACCGUCCCAGUUUCUGCCUUAGGUCCUAACUAAAACCUAGCAGGUUUUGUCUCAUUUUGACUGGACUUCAUACCAGGCGGUGUCAUGCAUUUUCAGUGGCUAAAGAUGUGAUUAAUUGUAUGUGUAGGUCCCAGCUCCUGCUCAAAAACAAAUAGUCAUUUUAUGGGCCAAAAGGUGACGUAAAAAUCCAAAGUAAUAUCUUAUCUUAUUACGCAAUCAUUUUGCUGUAAUCUUUUUACCACUUGAAAAGUAGAGUGGUUGACUGCAUCUUCACGUAGACGGAUAGUCUGUCUCGCGCAGCAAGUUAUGACAAUGUUACACUAUGUGCCCAUCACAUGCUUGGGCUAGCCUAGUGUAACUGCCGGAAACUCAAAUGUUACCACCACUGAUUUAUAUGCCCCUGUGUAUGAUUUAAGGAAUUGAAAUAGCAUAAAUGAAAAGGUCAUUGAUUAAAAAAAUUGUAAUAAUAUUUUGGUUUUGAUGAGGCCUUUUGUAUUCAUUUGAUGUGAGACAUAAGGUGGCGAAUGUCUCUAAUAAUUUGACACUUUACUCUGUAACGACAAUGUUGUAGACCUGUCAUACAGCUUCUUAACGUAUCAACAAAUGUUAAAUGGUUAUAAGAUAUGUCAUGACAAUGAUUUUCUUGCCUUUUGACACUGCUUAUAACACCUUAAUUGUGUCAUGAACAUUUCAUAGCCCAUGUGACAAAGGUCAUGAGACACUUUCAGGCCAUGUGCUGCUUUCAAAGCAUUCUCUGCACUGGGAUCAGUUUUAG
Messenger RNA from Oncorhynchus gorbuscha (pink salmon), 3283 nucleotides. It is a transcript of the gene supv3l1, whose product is annotated as SUV3-like helicase. NCBI's taxonomy places the organism in Eukaryota, Metazoa, Chordata, Actinopteri, Salmoniformes, Salmonidae. Gene Ontology annotation, biological process: RNA catabolic process; mitochondrial RNA 3'-end processing. The transcript is spliced from 15 exons. The record is from RefSeq and is a predicted model, not a curated record. Gene Ontology annotation, cellular component: mitochondrial degradosome. The coding region runs from base 161 to 2509 and encodes 782 amino acids. Gene Ontology annotation, molecular function: hydrolase activity, acting on acid anhydrides; ATP binding; RNA helicase activity.